AGCGCCAGCUCGGAUCUGGCCGUCGCCUGGGCGGGGUCAGCGAGCCCGCGCCAGGCGACCCCUGGGCCGCUGCCCUCCCCGCCCGUCCUCUCGUCCGCUCUCCUCGUCUCCACCCCCCGGGCCGCGGAAUGGUGGCGCCGCCAUGGUGCCCGACGGAGGGGCGCCCGCAGCGCCCCCGCCGGACGGCUGCCGAGCGGCGUGCCCAGGCGGGCCGCGCGCAGGCUCGGGCCGUUCAGGCUUUGCUGCGCGCCUUCAGCGGCAUGGAGCACCGCGGCUGCCGCCCCACGCGGCUGGGGGCCGCCCUCCGGGACGCGCUUCUCGUGGCGCAGGCUGGCGAUCGGUGCGGAGCACAUGCUGACGAAACCGAGAGCCCCACGGUUGCAGCCGUGGCGGAGGAUGGAGACUUGUUGUUCACAAUGUCGCGCGAGGACACCUCCCAGAGGGCUGAAGCUGAUGCCGAGGCUGGAGGCACUCUGAUCACCAGCUCGUCCGAGGUUGAAGCCCGUGCAGCGGAGCUGCCAGCUGAGAAGUUCGCCGCCGCAGAGGCCGCGAUGGCGGCAGCGCAGGUGGCGGCGCCCACGCCCCUCAGCAGCUCGGCGUCGGAGUUCGUCCCGUUCAGCCCGCCGUUCCAGGAGUCGACGGUCGAGGACGGGGGGAUCGCAGCUGCGGCGCCUUGGGAGAGGAGCGAAACCCGAGCACGGCUGUUUCGGGAUGCUGACCUCCUUCGAGGCGCUGGAGCACAGAGAGGCGCCGUGCCGACUGGCCCACAGAUCAACUGGGCAACCAUAGGCGACAGCGGAGCGUUCCCGAGUGCAUCGUCGGCAUCGCCACCCACAGGUGAGUGCCCGCAGUCGUGAAGGGCAGCCCCGCGGCGUUCGGGCGCGGCUCGAAAUGUUCGUGCAGCGGAGGGCUCUUCACUCCCACAUGCUGUUUGUAUCGUGCCUGUUGGGUAGUGCAAGUAGCCUGUCUCGAGCAAUGGCUUGAGCGGUGGGUUUUAUAUAAGGAUCAUUGCCCGCGCCAUGGCUGAGUCGUUCUGCAGGCGCAGCAGGCUGUGCCGCACUCUGGGCUCUCCAGGCGUGCUGCAGACUGUGCUGCAGUACUGCAGCACAGUCUGCGGCAGGCGUUUGGUAGUAUGUUCUGGCGCGUCCUGCCGUUUUUCUCGCUGACUCGGACCAGGUGACCUUGGAGUAAAAAAGUGUGUGUUCGCACCUCGCGGCGGCGACGACGACUGCGACGACG
Prorocentrum cordatum is the source of this 1239-nucleotide messenger RNA. The record is from the annotation of a GenBank genome assembly. NCBI's taxonomy places the organism in Eukaryota, Dinophyceae, Prorocentrales, Prorocentraceae.